GAUGCGAGCGGUAGAUGGUGCUUGAAAUGGGACCAUCUGAUGUUUGUGUUUGAGUGCGAUAGAAACAGAAUGCAAUGUGUUUAAAAGGCUGGGCACAUAUGCAUCGUUCGAGUGAACCGUAAAUCAGCAGUGAUUUGUGAUUGAUGUUAUUGAAGGGUGGCGCACAUUGUUAAUUAUAGAUCGGCGACAAUACGGCAACGAUAAUGACCUGAGGUAUGAGACAUAUCGUAGAGUCCAGAGUGUCGAGUGUACGAGAGAUAGAGGGAAAGAGAGAGAGAGAAUUGCGCGUCAAACCGAAUACAUAUACGAUACGAGGACAGUAGUCACAGGAGAGCCCAUCAUUUUUGUAUUCGUAGUCGGCGAGGAGAAGGAGACAGACAGAGAGAACUGUGGUGUUGUCGAAGAAAACUCCGUGCGUAAGGGAGUGAGUACAGUCCUGUCGUGCCGCAUCAACUCUAGCAACACUCCAACGAGUGUUGUGAUAUCGGGCGUACUGCUUGGAAAUGGCGGACGAGCACAGCAGCGAUGAUUCCUCAGACAUCGAGAACAAUCCCAGUGAGCUGCAGGGUGUACUGAGCAAGUGGACGAACUACAUACACGGUUGGCAAGAAAGGUACAUCGUCCUGAAAAACGGCACCCUCUCAUACUACAAGAGUGAACAGGAGAGCGGUUACGGGUGCCGGGGGGCCCUCACGCUCGCCAAAGCCACCAUCAAACCUCAUGAAUUCGACGAGUGCCGUUUCGAUGUUUCCGUCAAUGACUGCGUGUGGUACCUCAGGGCGGAGACUGUGGACAGCAAACAGCACUGGGUUGAAGCGCUCGAAUCCUACAAGGCCGAGUCUGGAUAUGGGUCGGAAAACAGCUUGAAACGACAUGGAUCGUCCAUGAGCUUGCAGUCAAAUACGUUCAGCACGACAUCGAGUACGAGCUUCAAACGGACGGGUCGUAAUUUGCAGGAAAAGCUGGCCGAGCUUCAGACCUUCAAGGAUAUCCUCUGCAGGCAGAUCGACACCCUCCAGAGCUACUUUGAUAUGUGCGCAGAGAAUGAGGACUCGCGAAACGCAUUGCAGAUCAACGGAAUCGUGAACGGGAACAAAAGUAACUUGCCAAUUGAUUUCAAAGGUGAAGCCAUCACUUUCAGGACAACAACGGCUGCAGUUUUGGACACUGUAGCUCAUUGCGUGGAUUUGGUGCAACAGCGAGAAGAUUCUUGGUUGAAGAGGACUGAAAGGGAGUCGGAGAGACGAAGGCGAAGCGAAAAAAUUGCCAGGAAUUACUAUGAUCAGCUGAACAAUGUACAUAAUAUACACCAAGGUCCAGAUUUGGAG
Molecule: messenger RNA, 1328 nt
Organism: Nicrophorus vespilloides
Lineage: Eukaryota; Metazoa; Arthropoda; Insecta; Coleoptera; Silphidae
Product: collagen type IV alpha-3-binding protein-like
Biological process (GO): endosome organization; receptor recycling; retrograde transport, endosome to Golgi
Cellular component (GO): recycling endosome; early endosome; trans-Golgi network
Source: RefSeq, a predicted model, not a curated record